AUGCAGGAUGAAAGAAUUGCAAAGGCCACCAUCCCUGUUUUCGUCAAGCAGCUGAGGCUGAACUCUGAUCAUGUGAUUAGAAAUAAUAUCUUGAUUGUCAUAAGCGAUUUGUGCACAAGAUACACUUCUACUGUCGAUCGCUAUACUGCAGUCAUAGCUGCUUGUCUAAAAGAUAGAUCUACGUUGAUACGUCACCAAUGUCUUGAGUCGUUGACUUCUUUGAUUAACGAACGCUUUAUCAAAUGGGAAGGCGAGGUUAUGUACCAGUUUUUGUCAACAAUUCUGGAUGAAGAUAGGAGGAUUAGCGACUACGCAAAGUUUUGCCUACUCGACGUCCUUUUGCCACAGUAUCCAGAUCUUUUUGUGAGUCAUUUCAUCGAAUGUCUUAUGCAUUUCAAUGCCGUUUCCAUAGAUCAUGAUAGAGAAGCCCAAGAUUCUGAUCAUUCACAAAAAUCUUGCCUGCAUGGAAUCUUGUUCUUAUAUCUUUCAAAUGUCGCUAAAGCUAUUGUCUUCCAGCUCAGCACCUUUGAUGACACCCGCAAACUUACGUUGAUGUCUCAAAUCUGUACACAAGUUUUUUGUCCCUUGAUGAAUGGGAAGCUAAAAUAUGAGAACAAAAAUGUACAAGCGCUGGUGAAAGACGCUUUGACGGUAAUGUCCUUAAGCGAGAUGAAGUUGAACGCGGACCUUGGUACAGACCCCAACGAAGAGGAAGAUCCACCUGCAGCUGUUAUUGCCGUCGCAAAGGAAAUCAUUACAAAAGCAUUUCGCACAGCUAUGCUUGAAUAUGUUAUGCCGACACUUCUGGAUUUGCGUAUCUAUCUUACCGAGCGUCGUUCAGAAUUACGAAGGGAGCUUUAUGAUAUCCUUCGCGCAAUCUGCCGUGACCACAAGGAUCACAUGGACCUUUUCUUGGGAGGCGACGAACAACUAAAAGCUGAAGUGGAAUUUGAAAUGCGCAAGAUGAAAGUGAGUUUUUGA
Molecule: messenger RNA, 981 nt
Organism: Cylicostephanus goldi
Lineage: Eukaryota; Metazoa; Nematoda; Chromadorea; Rhabditida; Strongylidae
Source: the annotation of a GenBank genome assembly